UGACUUCUCUCUGACCUUCAAAAACAUAAUAGUCAACGUCCUGAAUUAAAUUCCUCACAAAAAAAGAACAACAAUCCUGAAAUUUCAUAACCUGAAAAUUACAACUCCAUUAGAUUCCGGCCAAACACCGCCUUAUGGCCAUCGCCGACAACAACCACAAACCACAUAAUUCCGACAAAAAACUUUGGAAACUUUGUCCUUUGUGGCAAUCAGGAAAUACUACUUCUUCAUCUACCUCGUCUACACAGAAUCUUCACUCUCAGAAUCAUAGUCAUCAUCAAAACGGUGUUGGAUCUAACGGUUCUCGUGCUUCCACGUCUGUUAGUUCUGUUGCCAGAUCACUUCUUCCGGCUCGGCGUAGGCUUCGGCUUGAUCCAGCUAAUAGUCUCUACUUUCCUUAUGAACCGGGGAAGCAGGUGAAGAGUGCUGUAAAGAUUAAGAACACUAGCAAAUCUUAUGUCGCAUUUAAGUUUCAAACUACUGCACCAAAGAGCUGCUACAUGCGACCUCCUGGAGGCAUUCUGGAACCCGGUGAAAGCAUUAUUGCUACUGUAUUCAAGUUUGUUGAGCACCCUGAGAACAAUGAAAAGCCGGUAGAUCAAAAGAGCAAGGUAAAGUUCAAGAUCAUGAGCUUGAAGGUGAAAGGAGGAGUAGAUUACGUACCUGAGUUGUUUGAAGAACAAAAGGAUCAAGUGACUAUUGAACGUGUCCUACGGGUGGUGUUCUUGGACCCAGAACGCCCUUCUCCAGCACUGGAAAAACUAAAACGCCAGUUAGCUGAAGCUGAGGCAGCAUUAGAAUCUCGCAAGAAACCUCCAGUUGAAACUGGACCAAAAGUUGUGGGUGAAGGUCUAGUAAUAGAUGAAUGGAAGGAGCGAAGGGAGAAGUAUCUGGCUCGGCAGCAAGUUGAGGCCGUUGAUUCAGUGUAAAGCACUUUGCAAGUGCCUCUUUUGCCAAAUUGAAAUGUUAAACCAGAUCCACCCCUUUUCUUCUUUGGUUCUUUUGGAAGACGGUGGAAAAGGGGUGGUGCGGUGCGUCUUGUAAAGAAAAAUAAUCAGUGGAGGUUUAGUUUCUUCUUCAUGGAGUAAAAGCUUGUUAUGUAAUUGCUUGGUUGUUUUCUUGUAGAUAUUGCAUUACUUUUUGCUUAAAACAUAUUCUUUUGGUGCCUUCAAACAUAAAGCAAUACUGCUUGUGUAGCGACAAUGUAUCCAAAUGCUGCUUGUAUGAGUUCUCCAAAGGGAGACAGGAACUAAGAUGUUCCUUAGUAUGGUAGAUUGUUUACAUUUAACUUCA
Molecule: messenger RNA, 1293 nt
Organism: Lycium ferocissimum
Lineage: Eukaryota; Viridiplantae; Streptophyta; Magnoliopsida; Solanales; Solanaceae
Product: vesicle-associated protein 4-1-like
Exons: 7
Coding region: 135-929 (264 amino acids)
Biological process (GO): endoplasmic reticulum membrane organization
Cellular component (GO): endoplasmic reticulum membrane; plasma membrane
Source: RefSeq, a predicted model, not a curated record